This is a messenger RNA of Vanrija pseudolonga, 2380 nucleotides long. RefSeq names its product Calcium-binding mitochondrial carrier SAL1 (gene SAL1). The record is from RefSeq and is a predicted model, not a curated record. Gene Ontology annotation, biological process: ATP transport; ADP transport; transmembrane transport. Lineage: Eukaryota; Fungi; Basidiomycota; Tremellomycetes; Trichosporonales; Trichosporonaceae. Bases 298 to 2286 code for a protein of 662 amino acids. Gene Ontology annotation, molecular function: calcium ion binding; ATP transmembrane transporter activity. The transcript is spliced from 5 exons.
CCCCUCUCUCGGCGACACGACCACCAACUCCAACCACUCUUCUCUGCAUCACCCCUCACGCGUUAUUCUUACACUGUAACAACUGGCACCACGUAAAGCAUCGCCCACUGCAUCGCUCCAACGCAACACUCGCAACACGCGCACUUGCCCCCUUCGGCUCCAGUGCAAAUCUUUCGGGCCACCUUCCGAUCAUCCCCCACUCCGUCACACCAACCAACCCUCCACACCCUCCGCCGCUGUGGUGUGUUCAUGUGCCGGCAAAAAACCCGGUAAACACGCGCCGCGCCUCUCUCGAGCAUGAACGCGAACGCGAACGCGACGGCGUCAUCGUCGUCCUCGUCGGGGUCGUCGGCGUCAUCGUCGUCGGCUUCGACGUCGCCUGCCUCGUCCCCUCCCACAACCCCUUCCUCGGACGAUGUCCACUACCCCCUUGCCGGCGCGAACGGCAAGGGCCCAUCACUGCGCGAGCCCCCAGCUGCCGACCUGCGGGAAGCGCCAGCCGCCGCCGAGCUCGACGUCGCCGCGCCGCCGUCGUCACCACCUCGGAGACCGACGACGCUCGCCGACUAUCGCGCACAGGAAGGCCCUACUAUCCGCGCCGCAAAGCUUCGGUCGCUCUGGCAGUCGCUGCCCGACCUCCCCAAUGUGGAAGGCGACAAGCCAACACCCACCCAGCUCAUGCGCCUCCCUGGACAGGACACGCUCACCGCGCUCAGUCCGGAGCGUGCCGAGCGACUACAAACGCUGUAUCAGGAGGAGCUCGUCCGGCGCGUCGGCGAGACGCGCCCAGAUGCCCUGCUGUGGGGAGGUGCAGAUGAUCUCGAGCCGAUUGAUACAAAGGGCGGGGUCCAAACAAAAGGCAUCUCAUGGAAGGCGUUCCGGCGCUUCCUCUGGGAUCAGGAGAGAGAACUCUGGGAGAUGUUCCAAGAGCUGGAUCGGAAUGGCGACGGCGUGCUGGACGCCACUGAACUAAAGGCGGCACUCCAGCGCUCUGGCAUCCGGCUCUCGGAUUCCAACGUCCAGGACAUUGUUCGUUUUCUCGCAAUGGGCGACAAGUGGCGACCGGGAGGCGACACAAAACACAUCACGUUCCCCGAGUUCCGCGAUUUCCUCAUGAUGCUCCCCCGCCGCGCAACGCCAACCGAGAUCUGGAAGUUCUACCAGGUGCACAAGAAGUUUGGCGACGGCCGUGGAGCUGCGCGUGUGGACAAGGACGGUGACCUCACGGCGUCGUUCCCAAAAGCGCCUGGCUCUCCCGAACACUCGACGGCAGCCGGCUUCAUGCGCAAGCACGACCACGACGAUGACAAGAACGCGCUCGACUCUUACGACGACGAGGACGAGGAGGAAGAGGAACCGCUGGUGACCGAGGGAAGACACGAGGCCUGGCGCUUCCUCAUUGCAGGUGGCAUUGCCGGUGCCGUGUCGCGCAGUGUGACGGCGCCGUUUGACCGUCUCAAGGUGUACCUCAUCACCUCGACCUCCGCGCCUGCGCCAACAAGCGGUCACUCGCCCUUCGCCGCCGCCAAGGGCCUGUGGAGUGCCGUCGUCAAGAUCUACCAGACUGGUGGUGGCGUCAAGGCGUUCUGGGUCGGCAACGGCCUGAACAUUGCCAAGAUCCUUCCCGAGUCUGCCAUCAAGUUUGUUUCGUACGAGCAGAGCAAGCGCUUCUUGGCAAAGUACUGGGACAAGGUGACGGACCCGGCCGACAUUUCGUCGAGUUCGCGCUUCAUCGCCGGUGGUAUCGGCGGUAUCACGUCGCAGCUGGCGAUUUACGGUCUCGAGACGCUCAAGACGCGUGUGCAGUCCGAGGUCGGCCCCAGCCAGGGCUGGCGCGCCGUGAGGGAUACGGCCAGGACGAUGUGGGCGCAGGGUGGAUUGAGGACGUACUACCGUGGUCUCACUCUCGGCCUCGUCGGCGUCUUCCCAUACAGUGCCAUUGACAUGGGCACAUACGAGACGCUCAAGGUGGCGUACUGCAAGUCGAUGAAGACGGACGAGCCGCCCGUCUUUGCCGUCUUGACAUUCGGCGCGCUGUCUGGCUCAAUAGGCGCCGCUAGUGUCUAUCCAAUCAACCUCCUCCGCACACGCCUUCAGGCCGCGGGCUCGAGCGGUCACCCGCAAAUGUACAACGGCUUCAUGGACGUGUUGCAAACUACCCUCCGCAACGAGGGUUGGCGUGGACUUUACAAGGGCCUGCUGCCCAGUAUCCUCAAGGUGGGCCCCGCUGUGGGCGUGUCGUGGAUCGUGUACGAGGACGCCAAGCGGCGCCUCGGUGUGUCGUAGGGGCUGUCGGUGGCCCAGCCAGGGAGAGUAAACUACUGCAAUCAGCGUCAAGCCGUCAUAGCCAUCAUAGAUAAUUUGCAUCGCAUUGACAUGA